This is a messenger RNA of Ectocarpus sp. CCAP 1310/34, 1505 nucleotides long. Lineage: Eukaryota; Phaeophyceae; Ectocarpales; Ectocarpaceae. The record is from the annotation of a GenBank genome assembly.
GGCGUUGAGGACAGAAAGGCCAUCUUGUGCCUUGCUGUGGGGUCGUAGACACAGGCGUUGAGGACAGAAAGGCCAUCUUGUGCCUUGCUGUGGGGUCGUAGAACGCGAAAAGCGGCCCGACACAGCGGGGGUGCUACGGCCCACCUUGGCUACUGCGGCGUGGCACGAGAGAGAGAGAGAGAGCUACAUCCCGCGACCGGGAAACAAACACUGGGGGUUGAUUUGCAAAGUAGACACGCUCGAGGAGCUAGCUCGUGGUGCGGAAGGAAAACUCGCGGAGGUUAGCUGAAGGGGGGCAGUGAAGGCAUAAGGCGGCGAUGUCUGCGUCUAUCGAACAGCGCAAUCAGGAUGCCACCUGCUACACUGGCAACCUCGACUCCUCCGUAACGGAAGCGCUGCUGUGGGAGCUGAUGAUCCAAGCGGGGCCCGUGGCGAACGUUCACAUGCCCAAGGACAAGAUCACGGGAGUCCACCAGGGCUUCGGAUUCGUCGAGUUCCGUAGCGAAGACGACGCGGAGUACGCCAUCAAGAUCAUGAACAUGGUGAAGCUCUUCGGGAAGCCCCUUCGCGUCAACAAGGCUUCCCAGGACAGAAAGGCGAACGACGUGGGAGCAAACCUUUUCAUCGGGCAGCUAGACCCGGACGUGGACGAGAAGAUGCUGUACGACACCUUCUCCGCCUUCGGAUUCAUCACGCAGACGCCAAAGGUCAUGAGGGACCCGGACACGGGCAUGUCCAAGGGCUACGGCUUCGUCAGCUAUGACGGGUUCGAGGCGAGCGAUAAGGCGAUCGAGUGCAUGCACAACCAGUACCUGUGCAACCGGCAGAUCUCGGUGCAGUACGCCUACAAGAAGGACACUCGGGGGGAGCGGCAUGGUGGACAGGCGGAACGGCUCCUGGCCUCCAACAACCCCAGCAAGUUCAAGGUGCACACCCUGUUCUCCGUGGCUCCCGGGAAGAUCGAGGGCUCGGCGCCCGCGGCCGGCGGGAACGGGGGGAUGGGAAUGGGAGGGGCUCCGCCGCUGCCUCCUCCUCCUCCGGGUUCCAUGCCGCCGCUGCCGCCCCUUCCCCCGGGGAUGCCACCGCCGCCUCCCCCGUCUCCCGGAAUGCCUCCCCUGCCCCCCGGAUCGAUGCCCGCUUUCAUGACCUCUUCGGGGGGCCCGCCGCAGCCGCCGCGGGGGGGGGGAGGGAUGCCCCGGGGGAUGCCGCCGCCACCGCCCCCUGGGUACGGAAGGGGUUACCCGCAGCACAUGGCCCCGCAGCACAUGAUGCCUCACGGCGGGAUGGGGCCUAACAUGGGCAUGCCGAUGGGGAUGCAGCAUGUACGGAGGCCCGCCGCCGCCGCCGCCGCCCCAGCAGAUGAUGGGCAUGCCCCCGCCGCCCCCGAACCUAGACAUGGGUCGCCCGCCCCCGCUCCCGCCGAGCCAGCAGCCGCCACCGCCACCCCCCGCAUCGCCCUCCCCCGCGUCAGCGCCACCGCCGCCGCCGCCGCCCUCGGCGGGUAG